Drosophila navojoa is the source of this 1849-nucleotide messenger RNA. RefSeq lists its product as uncharacterized. Gene Ontology annotation, molecular function: protein binding; serine-type endopeptidase inhibitor activity. Lineage: Eukaryota; Metazoa; Arthropoda; Insecta; Diptera; Drosophilidae. The record is from RefSeq and is a predicted model, not a curated record.
GUUGUUGGUUAAAUUUUAAGAAAAUCGGAAUUUGUUUAUUUCGAGUAAAAGUAAAGUAAAAGUUGAAGAACCGAAGAGCUGCGCGGCCAACGGCAGAAUUAAAUGCUGAUCGACAGUCGCAGAAGUCAGACACGAAGCGACGCGAUACGCGAGUUUUCGUACAGAUCAGACUCAAAUAUGUGGAAGAGUAGGAAUAGCAGAAGCAACAUAAUGCCUGCCAUUAUGUAUGUGUUAAGUGUGCUGCUGCUGCUGGCUGCAGUCUGCCUGCAGCGGGAAGUGGAGUGUGCAACGUCUACUGCAUCGCCUCGCACUGCCCGCAUAAUGCAGUUCCUGAGGGAGCCCCCACCCAGCUUCCAUGCCAAUCGCCGUGUUGGCGUUGGCCCAGGGCAAGGGCCACGCCUGCGACCAAAUGGAGACAACUUGAGGCCACCAACACCCUGGCGACCACCGAUGCCACCGCCAGUGCUCGCUGGACAGCAGCUGCUGCGGCGUGAGUUCAAUGGCAAUUGGCCCUAUGCUGGCAAUGGCGGCAACCGCUUUGCCCACUCCAAGGAUGCGGCGCCUGUGCUGGAUGUGGGCAAGAAUCAGUUCUAUCGGCCCAAGGAGGCGCCACAAUUCAACUACAAUGUCAACCAGUAUACGCCGAAUUUCAAGGCCUCGCCGCCCCACUACAACGUGAACAAGGAGCAACCGCAGAAGUUUCCAGGAUAUACACCAAUCAAACAAUACGCCAUACCAAUGGAGGCCAGCAAAUAUGUGGCCAACUAUGCCGAGACACCGACCAAGCAGCCUCAGCAAUUGGCACAAGCUGCCAGCGGCUAUGCCGUCUACGAAGACACAGACAAUGUGAAGAAUGUCGCUCCAUUUGCCAACAACUAUCAGCAGACCUCGCAGCUGUCCAAGGAAGCGGAAAGCUAUUUGCAUUUCAUGAGUACCAAUGAUUAUUUCCUGCCCAGACGCGAGCCCAACUACAAGCAGCUAGACUUGGAGCGUGAUCAAAUCAACUACCAGCAACAGAGACUGGUUCAACAGCAGCAGCAGCAACAACAUCAGCAACAACAGCAGCAACAACAACAUCAGCAACAGUUGCUGGAUAGCAGCGUUUCAUCCAGCUAUAACAAGCCUUUGCGAGUCGCAGAUCUCUUCUAUCAGCAGGAUCCAGCACCGCAUAGUUCGACUGUGGUGCGCGGCAGCUAUCAGGCAGGACAAAAUGCCUUUGUUGUCAAGUCGGAUGGCAAUAAGUCUGUGAAGCACAUCUUGUCCACUUCGUUGACACCGCGCACUACUCAAGUGCCACCAGCGUCGACGUACAGUCAUGUCCGGCAUGGCGCACAGAAGACAGUGACUCCCGAGCCAGUGAGAUUUGAGUUUACGGAGCACGAUGCGAUCAGAGGCUCGGCUAGUUAUACGAAUGCGCCACAUGGACAAAAAUAUUACUACGAAACCCACACAGCUGCACCACCACCACCGCAAACACCCGCUGUGAGCGUGGCGCCCAUACCCGAGAGCGUGGCCCCCGUGAAGGAGGAGCCAAAGGAGAGCGCCGAAUAUGACAACAAGGACAACGACUAUAAGCCAGCGCCAACAGCGUUUUCACCCGAAUCCUCAGCCGACAGCCAACAGGACAAUGACGCUCAUUGCGAGAAAAUUUGUGCGAAAGUCUAUGAUGAAAAUGAUGAAAUAGUUUGUGGCUCUGACGGAUAUAUGUAUACGGGAGAAACCCAAUUGGAGUGUUAUUCGACAUGUCUAAAUAUCAAGGUGUCGAUAAAGAGCAAAGGGUCAUGUGCUUAAAAGUACAAUUUAAAUGAAUUCGAUUAAUUUAUUUGUUUAGUUGUAAUAUUUAUUUUAA